AGGGGUCGGAAGCUGUCGGCGGAAGUGAAACCCCUCUGCUUAAAAACAGGCUGCCACAAGGCAUCCAUAGCCGAGAGAUCCUGUUGUCCUUUGGGAGUUUUCAUAUAGCGAAUCAUAACACGGAGCCAAAGUGCCUUUUUUUAAAAAAAUUAAAAUAAAUCACCAUGAAGCCGAAGCUGACUGGGACCAACAAGCGCUCAAAACCAGACCGAGCCGAGGCGUCUCUGUCGCUCCAGGAGGAGCUCGCUGCAGCGAUACAUGGGGCGUUUGAAGCGGCCGUGGAGAUCGCAGUUCGAGAGGUGACGAAGCUUGUAGGUCAGGCAACAGGAGCCGUCCACGAAGACAUGCGUCGAGAGAACGAGUCCCUCAAACAAAGACUGCAGCGAGCUGAAGAUAUGCUGGACUGUGCGCGCAUGGAGGAAAGAGGAGGAGGCUCUCCUGUAAAUAAACUCCUGGAUGCCACCAACCGCACGGAUCCAGCGCCCCUCGUGUACAGUCGGAAAAGCCCAAGUCCUAAAGUGGGCAGAGUGCACAGUUGCACGGGGAUCCGAGGUGACGCGUCCGGUCCGGGACACAGCCGUGCACACCAGCCUCCUGACUGCCAACGUAAACACGAGGAGCAGCGAUCAGGCGACGGUCUGAAGACUCGUGACAGGGACGCUGCUUCAGAGAAACGAGGAGACGAUGGAUGUGCUGCUGCUUGUGACUCCUUGACUAAAGAAGUCGGUGAAGAGAUCUCUCGUCUCUGUGGGUUGAGGGUAGAAAGCAUUAACCAGCUGUGUACAGAACUGGCAGCUCAAGAACACGACUCGCCAACACUUCCCAGCGGGGAUGGCGAGUCCACUUUGAAGCAGUUUAUUGUAAAGCAGGAGAAGCCAGAGGAGGAGGGAGAUGAUUCAGCUUGCUGUUUAGACUCGAUCAAAGUGGAGGAUUUUAGCCCGGAGUGCAUGUCCCCGCUCCAGCCCGACAUGCUGGAAGAGUGGAAACCUGAAGUGCUGGACAUUCAGUGCAGAGACUCAAAUGCUUCUCUGUCCUGCACCAGGCUGGCUCAGGACUUCCCAAACAUCUUCCAGGUGCCAGAACCAGCUCCCGUCCCAGAAGCCCCUCCACAGGUUUAUGGAGUCCAUGUGCGGACCGGCCGCAACCUCGGCCACACCUUAACCAACCUCUACGCCUGCAAGUCCUGCAGCCAGACGUUCCACCUGCCCAGUCUGCUGCGGCGGCACUACGGCCAGUGCCAGCAGAAGCUCCAGCAGUGCUGGCAGCAGCCCGUGGAUGGAAGCAAGAGGACCAGGCUGCAGCUGUACCCACCGGGAUGUAGCCCCUUCCGCUGCACAGUGUGCAACCGCGAGUUCAACCGCAUGGAGAACCUCAAGACUCACCUUCGCAUCCACACAGGAGAGAGGCCGUACACCUGCUCGGUCUGCUCCAAGUGUUUCCGUCACUCUGGGGCCUUAACCAGGCAUUUCCGCAUCCACACCGGGGAAAAGCCUUACAUCUGCGGACAAUGUGGGAAGUCCUACAGAAACUGUGGGGGGCUUAAAUUCCACCAGCGUUCACACAGCAAACAGAUACAGUAGCUACACGUUCUUUCUUUAAACAGCUGAUGGUAUACAAUGCUUAAUAUGUUUAUCAUUUUUAUUUUUUAAGUUGGAUCAUAUUUACUGGCUAAUAUCAUUUAUUGUGUGUUUGUGUUGGUCUAACCUUGAAUUAAUCUAUGGCUGUUCCUUAAACUGUAAAAUAAUAGGGGACGACUUCAUUACUCUUGUCUGCACUGUUUCACAUUUUUAUGACGGGUCUUCCCUUUGAGAUCAAAGAUAUUGUUUUUAAGAGCUCUCAAUCAGAAGGAAGAAUCUCAACAUGUUGUAGGAGCUUUUUUUUUUCAUUUGCAUACAAUUAGCUUUAUUUCUGUGAUCUUUGAAUGUGCACAGAUUGUAAAGCCCUCAGGCAAAUUUGUGAUUGUUUUCCUAACUUGUUUUUAUAAUGGUUAUAGAAAAAAGUUAGUCCGUUUCUUAUUCAUGACAAUCUUGUUAUAUUUAUUUGUUUUCAAAUAUGUAUUUUAUUUAGACAUUCAUUUUAUCAAUUACUUGUGGAAAUUGCUCAGAAAGUGGACAUAGGUCUGCUUUGGUUUACUGUACCAACAUACUAGUCCCCUUUGAAUUUUGUGUGUGUGUGUGUGUACAAUCUCUAUUUUAACAUUUUUGUAUUUGGGUUAGGAUUAAGGUUUUUAUCUCUGUCCCCUCUCUUUGUUACUCCCUGUAUGCAUGCUCUGGUGUGAAAACAAAGCUCAAAAUUUCUGCAGAAAACACAACUAAUCAAAUGUCCGCCAGCAGCGUUACUAGGUUGUUAUUAAAGUCUCCUUCUAUU
Cyclopterus lumpus (lumpfish) is the source of this 2367-nucleotide messenger RNA. Its product is annotated as zinc finger and SCAN domain-containing protein 12-like. The transcript is spliced from 3 exons. The record is from RefSeq and is a predicted model, not a curated record. Gene Ontology annotation, molecular function: DNA-binding transcription factor activity; RNA polymerase II cis-regulatory region sequence-specific DNA binding. The coding region runs from base 165 to 1580 and encodes 471 amino acids. Lineage: Eukaryota; Metazoa; Chordata; Actinopteri; Perciformes; Cyclopteridae. Gene Ontology annotation, biological process: regulation of transcription by RNA polymerase II.